AUGAACGAGCUGAAGAUCGCCGUGCUGGGCGGGGAGGGCGUCGGAAAGUCCGCUCUCAUCGUGCGUUUCCUCACCCGGCGCUUUAUCGGCGAAUACGCUUCUUCUUCAGAGUGCAUAUACAGAAAGCGUCUCUCGGUGGAUGGGAGGCAGAUUUAUCUGGAGCUCUAUGACCCCUGCUCUCAGGCUCGUGAGGGUAAGUCUGCUUUAAGCAGCCAGAUCCACUGGGCUGACGGUUUCAUCGUGGUCUACGAUAUCAGUGACCGCUCCUCUUUCCUCACUGCCAAAGCCAUCGUGCACCAGAUCAGAGAGCUCCACCUGGGAACUGCCAAAAGGGACGCAGACUCGCUCAUAUUUUUGGUGGGAAACAAACAGGACCUGUGCCACAUGAGAGAGGUGCGGCGUGAAGACGGCCAGCGUCUGGCCGCUGAGUGUCACUGUCAGUUCUACGAGCUGUCGGCGGCCGAACACUACCAGGAGGUGGCGCUCAUAUUCUCCAAGAUGGUGCAAGACACUAGCCUGGGCAGCAAGGCCAAGGAGCGCAGGAGGCGCCCCAGCGGCUCCAAAUCCAUGGCCAAGCUCAUCAACAACGUCUUCGGCAAGAGGAGGAAGUCCGUGUGAGGAGCAUCGGUCGAGCCCGGAACAACGGCACUGAACUGAAAUGAACCCUCUGGCUCGGCUUCGCAUCUUUGCUUGUGUUUGCUGUCGCUGUAUCUAUGUGCGUAAAGACGUGUGUGUGUGUGAUGUAGCACCUAGCGUCUGAGCCUGCUUGCUGCUUGCUUCCACUGGUUCACGCCUUUCAUGAGCAACGCGUCCUGAGGCAUUUCAGCCAAAACACACAACUUCAGGGAAAUGCUAGAAAAGCGACAUUUAAUCCAAGAUAAAUGAAAUCUAAGCUGUACUGUAUGACUGCUAGUAUUUAAUCUGUUUUAUACGACUCGAGAGGGAUCAGCCUGUUAAAUGUGUAGUGUAUUGGUGUGUGAUGUAUGUCACAUGCCAUCGACCCUCUUUUAAACUGUCGGGUGAAUGUGAGGACUGUGGGAGGAAAAACUGUAUGAAAUGAUGUGUCAUAUACUGUAGAAUGAAAUUC
Chelmon rostratus (copperband butterflyfish) is the source of this 1087-nucleotide messenger RNA. It is a transcript of the gene rergla, whose product is annotated as RERG/RAS-like a. The record is from RefSeq and is a predicted model, not a curated record. Lineage: Eukaryota; Metazoa; Chordata; Actinopteri; Chaetodontiformes; Chaetodontidae. Gene Ontology annotation, molecular function: GTPase activity; GTP binding. The transcript is spliced from 5 exons. The coding region runs from base 1 to 618 and encodes 205 amino acids.